CUGCCCUGGGCUAGGACCUUCAGCGCGUUCCACUGCAGCUGCGGUCGGCUGAAAGUUCGGAAAUACCCUCAAAUCAGCCAUUUAUGUGGAGCCUGUUUGAUCCUCACUGGCGGCCGCCAUAAAUAUUAUUGAAUCAAAUCUUAGCUCAACGUGUAGUAAAGUCGUUCUUUCACUAGACACCAUGGAAUUGGGGCUCCUCAAGGCUGUAUUUCUAUACGGAGCAGCGCAUAACUUGAAUAACGAAUGUACGAGCCUGGGGCGAGGUAUUCCGCAGGUGCGCAGUAUCUACAGCUGGAUGAUCAUGAUGUCGAGGCCCCAUUUGCCGACAUUAUCUUGCAUUCCGCCUCACCACGUCUCGAAAUUUUGCUCCCAGCUGUCCCAAGCUGGUGACGAUGAACACGGCAUCGCGAUAUCUUUAUCUCGUCCUGGGUGCUGUCAUAAGUUUUCAUUAUAUACUGUCUUUCACACACCAGGAGUAUGGCCGUAUAACAUCACUCAACAACAUCGCGUCGCAUUUUCGUGAUGAGACUAAAACGCCAGCAUUCGUGGAUCAGAAUCUGGUCCCACUGAAAUAUUACGCGCCAUCGAAUUCCUGGAAUGAAACCGCACCUGGACGACGUGCCAACGCGGCGUUCGUUAUCCUCUGUCGAAAUAGCGACCUCCUAAGAAUACUCGGAAGCAUCCGCGAGAUCGAAGAUCGAUUCAAUCGACGGUACAACUACCCUUACGUUCUUCUGAACGAAGUAGAAUUUACUGAUGAUUUCAAAAGACGAGUCUCCGUAAUUACUUCUGCGAAGAUGGAGUUUGGCUUGAUACCCCAUGACCAUUGGUUCCAGCCGGACUGGAUAGAUGAAGAUAAAGCGACACAAGCGCGUAAAAAGAUGAUAUCCCAAAGCAUUAUCUAUGGUGGUAGCAUAUCCUACCGGAAUAUGUGCCGUUUCAACUCGGGUUUCUUCUUUAAGCAUGACCUUGUAAAAAAGUACCGCUGGUACUGGCGAAUUGAACCUAACGUCCAUUUUCACUGUGAUAUAAACUUUGACCCAUUUGUGUAUAUGGAGGAACACAAGAAGAUCUACGGAUUCACAAUCACGAUGUACGAAUACGAGGAGACGAUAACCACCUUAUGGAAACACGUCAAAGAUUUCGUCGAUUUGCACCCCGAAUUCGUCGCAGAGGACAACGCGCUAGAUUUCCUCUCGGACGACGGCGGUACGACAUAUAAUUUGUGUCACUUCUGGAGCAAUUUUGAAAUCGCAGAUAUGAACUUUUGGCGAGGGACAGCGUACACGGCGUUCUUCGACUACCUCGAGUCCCAAGGUGGAUUCUACUAUGAAAGGUGGGGGGAUGCGCCAGUGCAUAGUAUAGCGGCCGCUCUGUUUGCGAGCAAAGAUCAGAUUCAGUUCUUUGAUGAGAUUGGAUAUGAGCAUCACCCAUACACGCAUUGUCCUCAGGAUGAGGAGACGUGGAGACGAGGUAUGUGUACCUGUGAAAGGGAGCAGAGUUUUGAUCUUGAUUCAUACUCUUGUACGAACAAAUGGGAUAAGAUUAUAGGGAGAUGAUUAAGUUUCAAGUAUCCCGUGGACAGUAACUGUAUUUUACACAUAUAUUAAACGAUUGUACAAUCGUCGAGUACGCCUGGCAGCG
Molecule: messenger RNA, 1644 nt
Organism: Guyanagaster necrorhizus
Lineage: Eukaryota; Fungi; Basidiomycota; Agaricomycetes; Agaricales; Physalacriaceae
Product: glycosyltransferase family 15 protein
Exons: 8
Coding region: 393-1559 (388 amino acids)
Biological process (GO): cell wall mannoprotein biosynthetic process; protein N-linked glycosylation
Cellular component (GO): membrane; Golgi apparatus
Molecular function (GO): alpha-1,2-mannosyltransferase activity
Source: RefSeq, a predicted model, not a curated record